CAGUAUUUUCUUUCCGAAGUCAUUCUAUUCUCCCCGUCAAGCAGCAAACCCUCCAUUUUGCUUCCACUCCGCCGGACUUGCCUUCGCCGCCGUACGCCGCGGUUGUGAUUCUACGCCGGUGACUUAACAACUACCGCAGUUAUCUUGAAUGGAGAUUGAUUCAAGGGUACCAGAGGAGGCUGAGAGUUCGAUGCAAGUUGACAGUAAGGUUCAGGAGAAGGAUGAUAUCUCUAACUCGAUGCAAAAUCUUAAUAUCGAGGGAUCAUCCUUCACUUUCAAGAAAAAGCCUAUCAUUAUCAUAGUGGUUGGGAUGGCUGGUAGUGGAAAAACUACGUUUCUCCAUCGACUUGUUUGCCACACAAUGGCGUCCAAUCUCCGGGGUUAUGUUUUGAACCUUGAUCCUGCUGUCUUGACCCUUCCAUUUGGUGCAAAUAUCGAUAUUAGAGACACUGUUCGAUACAAGGAAGUCAUGAAGCAGUACAAUCUUGGGCCAAAUGGAGGAAUUCUUACUUCACUGAACCUGUUUGCCACAAAAUUUGAUGAGGUGAUAUCAGUUAUUGAAAAACGAGCUGACCAGUUGGACUAUGUUCUCGUGGACACUCCUGGACAGAUUGAGAUAUUCACUUGGUCUGCUUCUGGUGCAAUUAUCACUGAAGCUUUUGCAUCUACUUUUCCCACUGUUGUGACAUACGUAGUUGAUACACCACGAUCUGAAAGUCCAGCUACUUUUAUGAGCAAUAUGCUGUAUGCUUGUAGCAUCCUCUACAAAACAAGGUUGCCGCUGGUAUUGGCUUUCAACAAGACGGAUGUGGCUAAUCAUGAGUUUGCUUUGGAGUGGAUGAAAGAUUUUGAGGUGUUUCAUGCGGCACUAGAUGCAGACAACACUUACACAUCAACUCUGACUCGGAGCCUCUCUCUUGCACUUGAGGAGUUCUACAAGAAUCUCAGAUCAGUUGGAGUCUCUGCAGUUUCAGGUGCUGGGAUGGAUGCCUUUUUCAAGGCAAUUGAAGCCAGCGCUGAAGAGUACAUGGAAACUUACAAGGCUGACUUGGACAAGAGACGGGAGGAGAAGCAGCUAUUAGAGGAAAAACGCAGAAGAGAGAAUAUGGAAAAGCUGAGGAAAGAUAUGGAGAAAACCGGAGGUGAAACUGUAGUAUUGAGCACUGGUUUGAAGGAUGUAAAAGGGAAGAACAAGGCUAUGAUGGACGAUGAGGAGGAAGAAGAAGAAGCAGAAGAGGACAUCAAGGUUUUUAGUGACGAUGAAGAUGCCAUAGAAGAGGAUGAAGAUGAAGAAGAUGCUGGCUUUCCAUUCUGAGCCUGUACAUGGUGUCCUUUAAGAAAAUCUACUAUGUAUAGGACUGAUCAAAACGUGCUAAACCCGAAAUUGAGGACAGAAAAUUGGUUUUACUUGCUGUAAAUGUGACAAUCUGGGCACUGGUUGCAUCUCAUUUUGGUAGUUCAAGAAUUAGGUGAUGUGGCUUUUUGUGCUUUUUAUUGAAGGAAAACCUUGACAAAUUUUGAUUGUCAACUGAUUUACCUUUUAUAUUUAUGAUGACAAUUU
This is a messenger RNA of Solanum stenotomum, 1561 nucleotides long. Its product is annotated as GPN-loop GTPase QQT2. The transcript has 7 exons. Bases 149 to 1315 code for a protein of 388 amino acids. Lineage: Eukaryota; Viridiplantae; Streptophyta; Magnoliopsida; Solanales; Solanaceae. Gene Ontology annotation, molecular function: GTPase activity. The record is from RefSeq and is a predicted model, not a curated record.